UGUAGAGCGUACCGCAAGGCUUGCAUUCAGUGAUUUCCGUCUUGUUGGUCCAUUCGUAGCAGUCUGCCGUGAGUCGAUCCAGAGGCUCCAGUGCGGAACAUUGACGCCACCGUCAGCGCAUGCCAAAGCUCGAGUACCUCACUCACAAGGACAUACGCUGGAAUGUUUGAUAAGUAAAAUUUAUGAGGCGCAGCGAAAAGAUCCGAAAGCAGCUCCGAUUGUUGGCCAGGCAUGUUAUCAUGAAGUCAUGCGAAUCGCUGAAUUGCAAACGGAAGAUUUCCACCUGGAUCGCCCACUGUUCUUUGCAUGCCGUGAAGAUCGUGAGUUGCUCUGA
Messenger RNA from Gongylonema pulchrum, 334 nucleotides. The record is from the annotation of a GenBank genome assembly. NCBI's taxonomy places the organism in Eukaryota, Metazoa, Nematoda, Chromadorea, Rhabditida, Gongylonematidae.